CGGCAGGUUGUGUGGUCACCACAACAACCUGUUGCCGGGAAACAGAAACAAAUUACUUACUUAAGGCGUUCAGGGGGUAGGCCAUAGGCGAUGACCUCGAAGACGAUGGAGCUCGCCAGACGUCCUUCGGAUCUUUCCGAAUGUUCUCGUGCUGCUGCCAGCUCGCGCUCGUGGGACACCCCGCAACAUCAAAUGGACGAGGAGUCAGAUGAAGAAACAGAGGAAGACGAACGGGUUUCUAAAUUGGACUCGCGGUUCUUGGCGACACCAGGGCACAUUCGGGGCGAAGGCUCUUGCGAUGUGAAUGUGGGGCGGGAAGCUGGUGGAGGUGGCGAAGCCCGGUUGAGAGGCGAUGGAGAAUAUGACGAAGAUGAAGGCGAGUGUGGUAGUGGCGACCAACGAGAAAACGUUGGAGGUGGGGCAUCCCAUUGUGAUGGAACGACGGAGCAAAUGGAGUGGGACAGAGUUGCGGCGAGUGGUGGGGUGGAAUAUGGUGGUCCGGGUGGUUCGGAAAUGGAAGACCGGGAAUUGAAAGACAAAGGAGGAGAUGUCGGUGUUUCCGCGGGGCUGACUUCCAAGAGGGGGGGAAAAUGCACAGCGGAAGAGUCGCCGACGCCAACUGCUCCUGAGAAGCAAGUUCGAAGGAAAGCUUUGGACGAAGCUCGGGUCGUCUUGGAUGCAUCUCAAGGGACACGUGGUGAACCGAAUGUGAAGCGCAAAUCAAGUGCUCGGAUUUGCAAAACGUCACAACCCAAGAAUCUCGUGUGGCCAUCAAGGCGCCAAAAAUCAGAUGACUCCAGCGACGACAAUGAAGGGGUGGCCCCUCGCUUGCUCUCCCUCCCUGACGACGUCGAACAUGAGACGAAGAAACCCAGUGCGAUCAACAUGACGCAAUGCUACUUCCUCGAGAAGGAUGAGGAGGGCAAAAAGAGAAGAGACCCGUCGAGGGUGGUAAUUGACGCCGUGCAGAUUCUUCGAAUUCCGGACGGAGAUAUCGCCUUCAAUCAGCGAUCGCUGAACAUGGCCAUCCUUGCAGGCCUCGAUGCGGCUAUCAAGUCGUCGACUGGGCCAAGGGGCGAGAAUGAUCCUGCUGCGUGGGAACCGCCGGAAUUGGUGCUGGCUCCAAUUACGCCAUUGAAGGACGAUCCGGAUAGGCAAGGGACACGAGUCCUUCCAAAGGACUUCGAUCCCGAUAGGGCAGACGAGUACUUCUAUUACCCGGUUGCCGGCCAGCAUACUGCCGAAGCCAUGAAAAGAGCAGUGAAGAGGGAUUCCGCAGCAGUGGACGUGUUCGGAUUUCGAAAUGAAGACCGUGAAGCAUAUGGUGGUUACCACAAAGCGCAGGUGGGUGCGUUUGCGAUGUUUGUGGCGCAAUGCGAGCAACUGAAGUUCACGACAAAUCGGAUAAUGCUGACAUACGAUGACUACAGUAACCUCGCCAAUGCAACAGAUGCAUGGUAUAUGAUCGAGAGCGACAAGGAGACUGAAACCUCAGACCUCGAUAUCGAAGAGCAAGUGAAACGUUCGCGUGAGGGAAUGCAAAGUGUGCCUGCAUGCAGCGUGCAGAACGAGAAUCCAGAACGAGGUCCCACGAACUCCGGAGGUGCAAGCAGUCCUGCGCGUGAUGUGACGAACAGGGCGAGUUCCAUUGACCAGAUGCAAACUGAUUCGUCGACGCCCCUCCUAACACUUCAAAAUGUAUUGAUUCAUGACAAUCGUCGCGGGUUGCAGGGAAAACCUCCAUCUGGAGGAAACGCGGACCACGACAUGCUGGCAGACGCUGACGAAGAUGACUUGGCUGUUCCAGAUCCAUCUCCGAAGCUCAUACCUGGUGAUGAUAUCCCCGAUCACAUUGUGCAGGACAGUGCACAACCGUACUUCAUUCAUGACAAGGUGCCAGAAACGACAUCUAAGAAGUGAGAGCAUCACAUUUUGUAGCAUACGGACGUGUUCGAGCCGUGCGUCUUCAAGGGGGAGUGGAUGAUGGCACUGCAUCUAUCAUCGAGAUGGAAAAUCAAACCCAGACUGGCAG
Molecule: messenger RNA, 2032 nt
Organism: Chara braunii
Lineage: Eukaryota; Viridiplantae; Streptophyta; Charophyceae; Charales; Characeae
Source: the annotation of a GenBank genome assembly